Molecule: messenger RNA, 1885 nt
Organism: Clarias gariepinus (North African catfish)
Lineage: Eukaryota; Metazoa; Chordata; Actinopteri; Siluriformes; Clariidae
Product: sterol 26-hydroxylase, mitochondrial-like
Exons: 9
Coding region: 196-1794 (532 amino acids)
Biological process (GO): cholesterol metabolic process; C21-steroid hormone biosynthetic process; glucocorticoid biosynthetic process
Cellular component (GO): mitochondrial inner membrane
Molecular function (GO): oxidoreductase activity, acting on paired donors, with incorporation or reduction of molecular oxygen; heme binding; monooxygenase activity
Source: RefSeq, a predicted model, not a curated record
UCAGUACUUAUAUUUUUGUCGACCCAGCGAAUUAUUAUUGAACUUGUUUUUUAUUAGUUCAGUCGGCUUUUUCCUGUCUUAUUGUACAGAUUACUAAGAAAUAAUAAUUAUGCCAACGUUUUGCUAAUUUUUAUUUUUAUUAUUAUUAUAGUGCAGCGUUGUCCUUCCUCAUUUUUCAAAGUUAAAUCAGAGCUAAUGCUUUUAUAUUCAGUGCGUUCUCUACUAAUGGCAGGACGUUUCGUUCUGUUUUCAGCUGAAACGACGCCUCUUCGCGUGUUCAUUAGAUCCACCACAGUCAAUCUGGACUUGAAGAGAAGCGCAAGUGGAAAUGUUCAAGCUUCAAAAGCUUCAAGCAAUCCGAGGAGCAUCAAAACUGAGGCUGACCUCCCUGAGGUCACUCUUCCCACAACCCUAUACAGGUUGAUCUUUAAAGGGUACUACAAUCGCAUACAUGAGCUGCAGUUAUAUGAAAAGCAGCUUUAUGGUCCCAUGUACAAAGUAAGAGGUGGUGACAGCCAUACAAUUGUGCUGAAUACUGUGGAGCUGCUGGAGGAGCUGAUGAGGAAGGAUGAUAAAUUCCCUAGCAGAGGAGACAUGACUACCUGGACUGAAUACCGAGAUAUGAACGGUUUCGGUUACGGUCCUGUCACUGAAAAUGGAGAGAAAUGGUACAAACUCCGAUCUGUACUGAACAAGCGUAUGCUGCAUCCGAAGGAGUCUGUGCAGUAUGUAGACAUGGUUAAUGAGGUGGUUACAGAUUUUAUCAAACAUAUAUACCAUUUACGCAAGAUGAGCUCCACUGGAGACCUGGUACCCAACAUGUCCAAUGAGCUGUAUCGCUUCUCUCUAGAAGGAAUCUCCCGGAUACUCUUUGAGACUCGUAUUGGUUGCCUUGAGAAUGAGAUUCCAGCUGAGACUCAAAACUUCAUCGACUCCAUUGACCAGAUGUUAACUUAUAACACAACCCUGAAUCUGCUUCCCAAGUGGACCUGUAAUUUCUUGCCAUUCUGGCAACGUUUUGUAAGAGGUUGGGAUGGAAUCUUCAGAUUUGCCUGCAAGCUAAUUGACAGGAAGAUGGAGGACAUUCAGAAGCGCCUGGAUGCAGGUCAGGAAGUUAAAGGAGAGUAUCUCAGUUACUUGCUUUCCAACGCCAACAUGAGCAAAAAGGAUGUAUAUGGAAGCGUUGCUGAACUGCUCCUGGCAGGAGUGGACACGACAUCCAUUACCCUGAUGUGGGCAUUGUACCUGCUGUCACAAAAUCCAAAGACACAAGACACACUGUAUCAUGAGGUGAACAGCAUCCUAAUAGGGGACAGAAUUCCAACAGCUGAGGACAUAAACAGCAUGCCCUACCUCAAGGCUGUCAUAAAGGAAACUCUAAGAAUGUACCCAGUUGUUCUCAUUAACAUCCGGCUUCUAUCAGAAAAAGAUGUGAUCAUUGGAGGACACUUCUUUCCCAAGAAGACUGCAUUUACAAUCUACCCUUAUGCAAUCAGUCAAGAUAAGACCAUAUUCCCAGAACCAAGGUUGUUCAAGCCUGAACGCUGGUUACGGGAUGGGAGAGAGCGACCUAGUUCAUUUGGAUCCAUUCCAUUUGGGUUUGGAGUGAGAGGAUGUGUUGGUAAACGUAUUGCUGAACUGGAGAUGCACUUGGCCCUGGCAAGGAUAAUGAAGCUGUUUGAAGUCAAACUGGAUCCCAGUGUGGGCGAAGUCAAACCUCUCAGCCGUUCAGGGCUUGUGGCAGACAGAAAAGUUCAUUUUAAAUUCUUGGACAGAAAACAUGUAACCAAUUAAUGAUAUUUUAAGCUUUAACAUCCACCAAAGUACGCCCCCCGACACACACUUUGUACAAAAUGCUGCAUUUGCAAUGUAGUACUAUAAUCCU